Molecule: messenger RNA, 1014 nt
Organism: Penicillium griseofulvum
Lineage: Eukaryota; Fungi; Ascomycota; Eurotiomycetes; Eurotiales; Aspergillaceae
Product: aromatic alcohol reductase
Exons: 2
Coding region: 1-1014 (337 amino acids)
Molecular function (GO): oxidoreductase activity
Source: RefSeq, a predicted model, not a curated record
AUGACCAAGUACGCCAAAGACCAGCCCGUCGGCUUCAAAAACGCCAUUGAGAGAAUCGCCAUUGUCGGUGCCGGAGGCACCAUUGGAUCACGCAUCGUCGCCGCCCUCCUUGAAACCGGAAAACACACAGUCACGGCCCUUUCCCGCAAAGACAGCAGCAACAAACUCCCCGAGGGCGUCCUCGUCGUCCCAGUUGACUAUGACGACGAGGCCACCAUCAUCGCUGCCCUUAAGGACCAGCAAUUUUUGAUCAUCACUAUGGCUCCCACUGCGCCCCGGGACACCCACAGCAAGCUCGUCCAGGCGGCCGCCAAGGCUGGUGUUCCCUACGUCAUGCCCAACGGGUACGCCGGCGACAUUGACAACAUCAAACUCGGAGAGGAGACGAUGUUGGGCCCCGUGGGCAAGGCCAACAGGGACGAGAUUGAGAGGCUCGGCAUGCAGUGGAUCACUGUGUGUUGUGGCUUCUGGUACGAUUACAGCCUGGCAGGUGGUGAAGCGCGCUUUGGAUUCGACUUUGACAAGCGCUCCCUGACAAUCUACGAUGAUGGCAACACUAAGAGCUCAACUUCGACAUUGUCGCAGGUUGGGCGUGCCGUGGCCAAAGUUCUGAGCCUCAAGGAGCUUCCCGAUGAUGAGAACGACAAGAGUCUUACUCUAACUGGGUUUUUCAACAAGGGCGUGUACGUUAAGAGCUUUGUGGUCAGCCAGAACGACAUAUUUGAGAGCGUUAAGCGUGUCACGGGAACCACUGAUGCUGACUGGACGGUUACCCACGAGGCCACCAAGAAGCGAUACGAGGACGGUCUGGCGCAAGUUAGAGGUGGUAACAUGGCUGGCUUUAGCAAGAUGCUGUAUGCCAGGGCGUUUUAUCCAGAUGGUUCGAGUGACUUCUCGGCUAAGGCGCAGAAUGAGCUGCUUGGAUUGUCGGAUGAAAGCCUGGAUGAGUCUACCAAGGCUGGGGUUGAUAUGGUCAAGGAUCUGCAGUGUCGUGCCGAGCGUAUGGCGGCCUAG